Cucumis melo (muskmelon) is the source of this 2295-nucleotide messenger RNA. RefSeq lists its product as uncharacterized. Gene Ontology annotation, biological process: sesquiterpene biosynthetic process. The record is from RefSeq and is a predicted model, not a curated record. Gene Ontology annotation, molecular function: cyclase activity. NCBI's taxonomy places the organism in Eukaryota, Viridiplantae, Streptophyta, Magnoliopsida, Cucurbitales, Cucurbitaceae. The coding region runs from base 585 to 2144 and encodes 519 amino acids. The transcript has 2 exons.
CUUCUUUUGUUUUAGUCUCUUACUCAUUUUUCUUUGAUGAUCAGCUGGGAACUGCAAUUCAGAAAAUGUCAAUACACGUGCUUCUCUUGAAGGAAAUUGUUGCCCCAAAUUGAGUUUUGGAUCUUUAGUUUUGCGGGUUUCCAUGUUUCAGUUCUUGAGUAUGAUUUCAAAUUUGAAAGAAAAAAGUUCACUGUUAAGGAUUCUUAGGUGUUUUUGUUAAGGCCCAACUGAAUUAUUGCUUGUAAUGUGAGUUGUGAAAUGAAUCAUCAGAAGCAAAUGUUGAAAAGAUAAAUAGAUAUUAGUUAUAACUGCUUGUAGUAAUUUUUGUUCUUCUCACAUGGUUAGCAUGUCAGAAAAAUUGGAAAUUACAGGCAGAACAGCUUGGAAGGAUUGGAUUUUGAAAUUAUGACAAUCUUUUCAAAUACAAUGCUUUACAGAUUGGAAAAAAAGAAGAGUUUUCCAUAGUUUUACAUAUUAUAUGCAAUAUGCUAAAUUGGUAAUAGUCAGCGUAGUUCACUGGAAUUUGAAAUAUUUGUCAUGAAGGAGUCAAGGACUCAGCUUAUUGACCAUCCUAAGGCUUGUAAAUGGAUUCAAAAGCACCUUCAACUCUGAGUGCUUCAUAUUAUGAACACGAAGACAAGUAUCACGACGAGCUUCACCGUUCGAUAUCCCAAAGGAAUCUACUUAGGAGUGAAGAUUCGAAGGUUGGCUCAGCAAACGUUCCCUCUCCUUCUGCUAAGUUUCAGAACAUGGUAGAGAGAAUGGAUGAGAUUUCAUGGUCUGUUCCCUCUUCUAGAGGGAUUCUUGAACAGAAAAUCAAGCUGAGAUCUUCCAUAACAUUUUGUAAAGAAUGGAUCAAAGACCCUUUGAAUGUUGCCUUGCUUUUGUGGAUGAUAUGUGUAGCGAUUUCAGGAGCGGUCCUCUUUCUUGUAAUGACUGGAAUGUUAAACAAUCUCCUGCCAAGUAAAUCAAGGAGGGACGUUUGGUUUGAGGUUAAUAACCAAUUCCUGACUGCUCUCUUCACUCUCAUGUGUUUGUAUCACCAUCCUAAGCGGAUUCACCAUGUGAUACUUCUGUGUAGGUGGAAACCGGGUGACAUCCUCACGCUGCAAAAAGUUUACUGCAAAAAUGGAACUUACAAGCCAAAUGAAUGGAAACACAUGAUGGUGUUACUUCUAUUGCUUCACAUAAAUUGCUUUGCACAAUAUGCUUUAUCUAGCCUUAAUUUGAGAUACAAGAAACCUGAAAGGUCAGUUUUUGGAGUUUCAAUCUGCCUUGCUGUUGCAAUCUUGGCUGCUGCAGGUGCUGGUUUAUACUCCAUUUUCAGCCCACUUGGAAAGGAAUACAGCCCCGGCGAAGAUGAGAAAAAUCCAAAUCAAAUCAAAGAGAGCAUCUCAUUUGCAUCAAGAAUUGCUGACAAGCCUCAAUGGAGAGGGGAGCUGUUUCAUUUCCUUGAUGACAUUAAGACAGCCUGUCUUUCCCUCUUCUGCAGCUUCUGUUUAUUUGGAUGGAACAUGGAAAGGCUAGGAUUCGGGAACACGUACGUGCACAUCACGACCUUCGUAAUCUUUUGCUCUGCCCCACUUUGUUUGUUUGGUUUGGCAGCUAAUACUGUGGAUCCUUGGUCUGUCAAAGUAGCUUUCUGUUUAAUUGGCAUUCUUCUUUCUGUAUUUGGGCUGCUCUAUGGAGGAUACUGGAGGAUUCAAAUGAGGAAACGGUUCGACUUGCCGAAAAACAACUCAUUUUGGGGGAAGCCAAAUGUUGCAGACUGUGCACAGUGGCUUUUUUGCUGCUGCUGCUCUCUUGCUCAGGAGGUUAGGACAGCUGAUUACUAUGAAACAAUGAAGGACAAUCUAUGCAAAAACAGAACGAGCCAUGCCGAUAAGAAUGAAGACCUUUCACCUUUACCUCGUGAAGGUAGAACAGUUCAUGGGCUUAGAUCAAACCUGGCUUCACCAAUCUGGGAUAGUGUUAAGUUAACUGAGACGAUGGCCAAAAAAGAUCUGAAUUCAAACAGGUUGUUAGAUGAAACUGAUGAAGUAGAGCAGCUUAUGAAUCCCCCUACUAUAGCAUCAAUGCAAAGAAAUGGUUUUGAGCUGAAAAUGACCAAAAAUCUUGCUGGAGAAAGGCCAUUGAGUCUCUGAGGAAUUUGAUUAUAUAUUAAUUCUAUUCUGUUUUCUUUUGUUUUUGCAAUUAGCCAUGUUUGAACUGAACUGAUAUAUAGUUUUUAUGUGUAUUAUUAUGUAAAUCCAUAGCGUAAUAUAUGUUGGUUUUGUGCUUGUUUAUACGUACAAA